GGCUUGGCGGACGGCUCGCCCACGCCCGUGAGUAACCAGGACCCUCACUCGUGCUCCGCGGACGUGCUCCAGGACCCUCCCUGGUCUCGCCGGCCGAGUUGUGUACACUUGAGUGAAGUCGUGCUUCGGGCUGAGCAGAGUGCCUGGCAUAGGAUAUGACUGUAAAUAUUUAGCUCUACAAGAAGAAAUGGCAUUUAUACACAAAAGAAAGACAUGAUUCCUUGGUUUUAAGUAAAUACAACAUAAUGCAUCCUAAAAGUGCCUGGACUGUAGGUCUGCCUGACGGAGGACCCGCCACGACACCAUUAAUCCCCCAGUGAUUAACAUAUGGAAUGGGGUACCAGUGAUGGAAAAUGACCACAAUUAACUCCCUUUCAAGACUCGUUCCCAGACAGCUGAUCAGGACCAAGACUGGGAUUUCUAGUCUUUGGGUCCUUAACAGUGAAACGUUCUGUUGAGAAGCCCUGCUUAAAUUACUUUCUUCAGCACACUGAAAGCAGCAGAACAAAAGCACUGCUACUGCCACAAAGGAAGCUGGGUCACAGGCCUUUGAAGAAGACUUGCACAGCUCAUCUUUAAGUCUUUCCCUAAUGGAUGGUGUGUUUUGACUGCAGUACCAAAGGUCACAGCUGGGCAAACAUAACCUACAGGAUAUUUCUUUUCAUCAGUUGCUUGGAGUCGCGUGGUGUUCACUAGAGGUUGAUCUGUUUCAGAUAUGGGAGCAAGAGUUUCAGAGCCUACAUUCUCCAUGUUCAGGUCCAGUCCCCAUGCUUCUCCAUGGCAAGUUGUUCUCCCUGUAUCUGCUCUGCCUCUCACUGGGACAAGGCUCAACCAGGUGUGUUUUGACUGUGGUGCCAAAAAUCCCAGCUGGGCGAGCAUAAGCUAUGGGGUGUUUCUCUGCAUCGACUGCUCUGGAUCACACCGGUCGCUCGGGGUUCACUUGAGUUUUAUUCGGUCCACAGAGCUGGAUUCAAACUGGUCAUGGUUUCAGCUUCGAUGCAUGCAGGUUGGAGGGAACUCGAAUGCUUCUUCCUUCUUCCACCAACAUGGGUGUGCCACCAAGGAUACCAACGCCAAGUACAACAGCCGUGCGGCUCAGCUCUACAGGGAGAAGAUCAAGACCCUGGCUACCCAGGCUACCCGCAGGCACGGCACCGAUCUGUGGCUGGACAGCUGCUCGGCUCCACCUGUGUCCCCUCCUCCAAAGGAGGAGGAUUUUUUUGCCUCUCAAGUCUCACUGGAGGUCAGUGGUACUGUGCAGGCAUCUGCCCGGUCAGAGCCAGCCUCCUCAACACCAAGGGGCUUGGAAGCCACUCCAGAAAAACAUGAAGGUGGGCCAGGCCAAGGGCCAAGUGUGGAAGGUCUGAACACCCCUGGGAAGGCUGCACCAGCAGAGGUUUCAUCCAUUAUAAAAAAGAAGCCAAGUCAAGCAAAAAAAGGACUUGGAGCCAAAAAAGGAAGCUUGGGAGCCCAGAAACUGACAAAUACAUCCUUCACUGAGAUCGAAAAGCAAGCACAGGCUGUGGACAAGAGGAAGGAGCAGGAAGACCUGGCCAGGGGCGCCCCAAAGGAGGAGUCUAUCAGUGUUUCGUCAUUGCGGUUGGCCUAUAAGGAUCUGGAAAUCAACAGCAAGAAGGAUGAAAGACUGAACCUGAGCGGCCAGAAGAAGGUGGAAGCUGAGCGGCUGGGCAUGGGCUUCGGAAGCUGCAGGAGUGGCAUCUCCCACUCGGUGACUUCAGACAUGCAGACCAUUGAGCAGGAGUCACCCACACUGGCAAAGCCAAGGAGGAAGUACCAGGAGGACCCAGAGGACUCCUACUUCAGCUCCAGCUCCAAGUGGUCUGAACAGAGCAGCAGCAGGUACUUUGACGACCCAAUGGAGCUAAGAAGCAGCUCCUUUUCCAGCUGGGAUGACAGUGCCGAUUCCUACUGGAAGAAAGAUAGCAGCAGAGACCCUGAGCCUGCCAUGAGAAGCACAGGCUCUUCAGAGAGGCCCAGUGCUCGCCGGAAGCCAGAGUAUGAGCCCAUUGGCAAUACAGACGAAGCCCAGAAGAAGUUUGGCAAUGUCAAGGCCAUAUCCUCUGACAUGUACUUUGGAAUCCAAGCCCAGGCAGAUUUUGAAACCCGGGCGCGGCUGGAGAGGCUCUCCACCAGCUCCUCCAUAAGCUCUGCAGAUCUUUUCGAUGAACAGAGGAAGCAGACCGCAGGAAACUACAACCUCUCGAAUGUGCUGCCCAAUGCCCCGGACAUGGCGCAGUUCAAGCAAGGUGUGCGCUCCGUUGCUGGAAAACUUUCCGUCUUUGCCAAUGGGGUCAUGACAUCCAUUCAGGAUCGCUACGGCUCUUAAUCCUGGUGCCAGGCUGUCCAACCUGGUAAAACUCCACUUCAGAUGGACCUGAGACCACGCCUGGCUGCGCUGACGCCCCAGCUGCUUUGCAGAUAGACUCUACUAGUUGGCAAGGCAUUUACACAUUUCUGAGUUUUCAUGUUUCCUUUGAGACAUCCCAUUUCUAUGUAGUGGGGCUUUGCAUUCAUUCCUGGUUUAGGUUAGCGCCUUGUGUCUGUCGAGCAUCAUAUCCUUGCUUCAUCUUUGGGGCAUCUUUAGUUCCAAGAACUGGAAGCCUGAGCUGUUGGCUCCUCCCACCUCUCUCCAGCUUGGGAGCCUUCACCUGGGCCGAGAGCAUCCUGGACUGUGGGCUCAGGGCUGCCAGCUCCGGAUGGUGCUGGCUGGGCUGGGGAAGUAAAUCCACAGCACAUGCUUCUCACUGCAAAGGAGCAAAACAACAAAAACAAAAACAAGACCAGAAGUGCCCAGCCCCUUGCUGACAGAUUGCUUCGAGUGUAUCCCCACACAACAAGGAGAUUUCACACAACACACACUUAAAGCCAUCUGUCACUCUGUAAAUUAUUUUGUACAUUCUCUACUCUUAAAAGUGUUCCCCACUCAGCUCCUUUAACAAGCCUGAGCUUCCAUGAUGCCAAGGGGUUCACUGCCAUCUGGGAAGAGUGGGGCCAGCUGAGGGCUCCCACGUGCACUCAGAAGUCAGCAGCGCCAGGAGCUCAGGCUCAAGACAGCAGGGCGGCUUCAGGACAAGGCUCCGACCUGGGGAGAGGGCGAUUAUAAUCUGGUAGUUUUGUUAAUAUUUUUUUAUCUUGACCUUGAUGUUCCAAAAGUUACAGGAUAGAUGUAAAUCGAUAAAAAUCAUUUGGCUGUGUUUUAGACAGCACCAGAAUAUAUUGUUCAGUGCAGUAAAAUAUAUUUGGAAUUUGAUGAACCAAAAA
This is a messenger RNA of Mastomys coucha (southern multimammate mouse), 3282 nucleotides long. RefSeq names its product ADP ribosylation factor GTPase activating protein 3 (gene Arfgap3). Gene Ontology annotation, biological process: COPI coating of Golgi vesicle. The record is from RefSeq and is a predicted model, not a curated record. Bases 716 to 2347 code for a protein of 543 amino acids. Lineage: Eukaryota; Metazoa; Chordata; Mammalia; Rodentia; Muridae. The transcript has 19 exons. Gene Ontology annotation, molecular function: GTPase activator activity.